Messenger RNA from Drosophila kikkawai, 1735 nucleotides. Its product is annotated as beta-1,3-glucosyltransferase. The record is from RefSeq and is a predicted model, not a curated record. Lineage: Eukaryota; Metazoa; Arthropoda; Insecta; Diptera; Drosophilidae. Gene Ontology annotation, molecular function: acetylglucosaminyltransferase activity. Gene Ontology annotation, cellular component: membrane.
AUGCAUAUUAGUCUAUAUCGUACCACGAUUUGGCUCUUUUGUUGCUUCACCUUAUGCCGCGCCAAAACGGAACCGGAGGUGCUCCUGGUCAUCGCAUGCCCGCCAUAUCCACGCCAGGCCCAGGACGAGUGCUUCGCCUUGGCCGGCAGCGUAAGAGAGCAGCAUCGACAACUGAAUCUGACAAGAGACAUCGCCCUCGGCAACUAUGUGGUCAAGGUUCACGUAAUGCAUGAGCUUUUCAAUUACUGGACCCUACUGGAUGCACUGCCUCAUUUGCAAAGCCAAACCAGCUUAGUGAGUAAACGCACUGAAUGGAUUAUCUGGUGCCAGCACAACACGCAGGUUGCCUCCUUGCGCGAUCUGCUUAAGCACCUGCGUUACCAGGACCAUGAUGAGCUCGCCUUUUAUGGCCACGCCCUGUAUGAUUCGGAGGCCACCAUUAUACAUCACUUCUGGCACUACAAGGAUCCGCGAUGGUUCCCGUAUCCCAUGCUUAGCGCCGGACUGGUUUUCACUGGCUCUUUAUUUAGAAGGCUAACAAAACUUGUUGCUCUUAAUGCCCAAAACAACAGCCGUCCCAGUGAGUUCUCCAUCGACGCCUCUCAUGAGCUGGCGCGCUUUAUAUUCGACAACAUACGGCCCGACGACGACGGCGACCACCCGGAGCAUCGCGUAGCAGCGUUGUCGAGGAAAAUCAUUCUGAAAAAUGUCCCCUACAUUUGCCCCAUGGCCAUAACUACACAAUCCCCAAAGAGUCCGACAAGAGGAGCACCUUCUUGUGCUCUAUAUGCAAAGCCAAAGGAGCCAUAUGUUCCGGGGCUGACAUCGACGACUUUAGGGGACCGGAAGAAGCACUGUGUGCACACAACGGGAUCUCACAUCUAUUUCGCAAUCAAAACCUGUGCAAAAUUCCAUAAGGAACGCAUUCCAAUCAUUGAGCGCACUUGGGCAACCGACACCCACUACCGGAGAUACUACAGCGAUGUGGCAGACGACGGCAUACCGACAAUCAGCACGGGGAUACCGAACGUUCAGACUGGACAUUGUGCCAAAACAAUGGCUAUUUUACAAUUAUCCCUCAAGGAUAUUGGCCUGCAAUCGGACAUACGCUGGCUGAUGCUGGUCGAUGAUGAUACCUUGCUAAGUGUGCCCCGUGUCAGCGCCCUACUGAGCUGCCACAAUCAUUCGGAGCUCGUGUAUGUGGGCCAGCGCUAUGGCUAUCGCCUGCAUGCCCCAGAUGGCUUCAACUAUCACACAGGAGGAGCCGGCAUCCUGCUCAGCCUGCCGUUGGUGCGGCUCAUUGUGGACCGAUGCAGUUGUCCCAGCGCCAGUGCUCCCGACGACAUGAUCUUGGGCUACUGCCUGCAGGUGCUCGGGGUUCCGGCAGUGCCAGCGGCGGGGAUGCAUCAGGCGCGGUCGCAGGACUAUGCCAUGGAGUUGUUGCAGCUGGAGCCGCCCGUCUCGUUUCACAAGUUCUGGGGCACGGAACCGGAUUACACCUAUAGCCGCUGGCUGGGUGGCAAAUUGGGUAACCGGAGUGCUCCGCUUACGGCUGACAGGGAACGGAGUGCUGCUGCUCCUGCUGCUUCAGUGCACCUGCUCGGUAGGCUACCUGUACCUGGCGGAGGAGUACUUCCCCUCGAGGCGGUGCUGGAAUCUUCGGGAAAGCAUUUGGAUCUUUAGUUUCCAAUAUCCUUCGUAGGCUUUUAAUAAUACUAAUUUUUGAAAAACUUAU